This is a messenger RNA of Harmonia axyridis, 2944 nucleotides long. It is a transcript of the gene mip130, whose product is annotated as protein lin-9 homolog. Gene Ontology annotation, biological process: regulation of transcription by RNA polymerase II; DNA-templated transcription; regulation of cell cycle. The record is from RefSeq and is a predicted model, not a curated record. Bases 317 to 2071 code for a protein of 584 amino acids. Lineage: Eukaryota; Metazoa; Arthropoda; Insecta; Coleoptera; Coccinellidae. The transcript is spliced from 2 exons. Gene Ontology annotation, molecular function: DNA binding. Gene Ontology annotation, cellular component: transcription repressor complex; nucleoplasm.
AACAAUUUGAAGUACAACAUUAGGUUAAGUUCAAAUUUUUGUGAUCGAUUUAAAAAAUCGUAUUCAAAAACCAACAAUAAACUUCUAUUAUUCGGCUGAAAACAUUUCGAAUAUAUAUUGUGGUUUAAAUUUUGUCUCGAUGCUUUGAAUGAUUUAUAGUUAAACUGGUAUGUACUUAUUAUCAAUUGGAAAAAACGUAGAUGAAUAGGAACUUAUUCAUUUAUUCGAUUAUAAAAAAUUCAGGGUGAACAUUCUACUCACGAUCAACUAGUUUUAGGAGUUUGUUAUGGCCCACUGAGAUCAAGAAUUUUUAAAAAUGAACGACUAUUUCAAAGUAAAGGAAGAAAUAUUGGAUGAUGAUGAUUCAAACAAUGAGAAUAUGGAUGAAGAAGAAAGAGAUGAACCUAUACUGGGACCUGCGGCUCUUGGUUUACAACGUGUAGGAACAGUUCAGCCUCCCAAAUCUGUUGUAACUACACCUAAACAAGUUCUAAAUGCCAGAGGUAUGCCUGCUAGAAUUCGAAAGAAGAACAAACUUUUCUAUGAUGAUGAAUUAGUGAACACUCCUCAUCAUCGUGUACCAUCUGCGAAGAAGCAGAAAGUUUCAUCUGCACAUAAGAAAUCCAAAAGUGUAACUCCUGCUAAACAAUACAAGGAAAGUGUGAAAACUCCUAAGAAGGUAAAAGAAAAAUAUGUAAGCAAUACUCCUUUACCAUCUUUACAAAGUCCUGACAAAAAAAUCGGACAGAAAAUUGGUCUUCGGUUACGAAAUCUACUAAAGCUCCCUAAAGCUCAUAAGUGGGUAUGUUAUGAAUGGUUUUAUAGUGACAUAGAUAAUUGUUUGUUUUCUGGGGAAAAUGAUUUUAGCAUUUGCCUCAAGGAGUCUUUUCCUGAAUUGAAAACUAGGUUUCUGACAAGAGUAGAGUGGACUAAAAUAAGAAGAAUGAUGGGAAAACCUCGAAGGUGUUCUCAAGCCUUUUUCAAUGAAGAAAGAUUAGAAUUAGAGAAAAAACGAAAAAAAAUUAGAGCGCUGCAACAACGUAAAGCAACAGAUUUAGCUGGUUUUAAAGAUUUGCCAUCAGAGAUUCCAAUGCAGCUUGUAAUAGGAACCAAAGUUACUGCUAGGUUGAGGAAACCUCAAGAUGGACUUUUCACAGGAAGUAUAGAUGCGGUAGAUACUUCUAAUAAUACUUAUAGAAUUACUUUUGAGCGUCAGGGUCUGGGAACGCACUCAGUCCCAGAUUAUGAAGUUUUAUCUAACGAACCACCAGAUACUUUAUCGCUCUCAAGUUUUCAGAAUAAGUUCCGGCCUAGAAAUGGAUAUUCUGCGUCACCUUUUUCAGGAGGUAGUAAAACGCCAACCUACAUUAAUUUAAGGAAUAGAAAGGAUCCAUUGCUAUCUGGAACAACUUUAGAAAAACCUAUAAUAGCACAGAAUGAUCUGAAAAUUGGUGGUUUUCCUGUCAAAUUAUUGGAAAAAAUUGUGUUGGUUACAAAAAUUCUCAAUAUUAAAAAAACCAAGGUUAAGGCUUUGGGCGUGUUGAAUGCUAAAGCUGAAAAACAACAGUUAUACGAUCUUGAAAUUUCAGAAGAUUUUCAGAAGGAAUAUGCUAGUGUCUUAACUGAUUUAGAAAAAUUAAAUCAUGAUCUCCAAAUUAACUUGGAUGAAAUUCAAAGUCAUUGUCAUCAAAUUGCUCCAGAACCGAGUGUUGCGGCUAUGCUAGUACCUAGUCAUUUACGGGAAAAAUGUAGAGAAGAUGCUAUGGAAUUAGUGCAAAGACACAACAGUUCUACCGACAAAGCAAUGGCAAACGAGCAAAUCUACGAUCUGAUUACAGAUUUAACGGCUCUAAUGCUCCAAGUGAAAAGUUUAGCAGAUUCCGACCAAAAUGCUUAUGAACUCCAAGUUUUACAAGGAACCAUGGAACAAAUUAAAAGAAAAUUGAGCCCCAAGAGUCAGGAGGUAUUUGAGAAUCAUGUGGAGAUUUAUAUGAAGCAUAUACAGAUAGGUUUAGGCCAAGUUAAAUUGAAACCGGAAAUUUCUAGCCCGACUCCUCUUAAAACUUAUUAACUUUAUUAGCUCCAAAUAAUUAUGCACGGAAUUGUUUUUUUACAUGUGUCUGUUUUAUAAAUUAGCAUUUGCAACAAUAAUCAUUUGAAUUUUCGAUUUCUAUGGUCUUAACUGAAUGAAAAUUAUUGAUUUUAGUUACUGUAUAAAUUUUUUUCAAUAAUUUAUUAUCUUCGAAUUGAUGAAAGUAAAAUAAUUUAUUUCCCAAAAAUUUUUUUAGAUUCAAGUAUCAUUCGCCUCUUUCAUUAAUUCAAUGAUCGAUCUAUCAUCUACUUCAUUUUGUUGUUGCAAAAUGCAGCAACGUAAAUCACCUAGCUAACAGAAACUUAAUUUAGAGUAUUUAUUUAAGUGAUAACGGUGGAUUCAGAAAAUAUUUGAAGAGUUCGGUCAAGAUUUCCUCAAGUCAAGCUGUAUAAAGAAAGGUCAAUCAAAUUAUUUUUUAUUGAAGACACAGUACUAUAAUAAUUCGCUGCAUAAAUAUCUUGUAUUCAUUAUGAAAAGUUUUAUUUGUGCAAUAUUCUACACAAAGUUAAAAAAUAUACGGAAAAUCAUGAAUAUGUAUAUUUAUUUAAAAAAAAUGACUGAAUAGUGCAUUGUACAAGUUUUUUUCUGUAAUUAUUUGACAGAUAUUUUAAGUCUCUAUUUUUUGUAGGCCUUGUAUAUACUUAGAUAUUUAUAAAGCAAUUGUUGGAGUGAUGUAUAUAUCAUAUAUAUGUAUAUAAAUGGAAAUUAUAAGGUUUUAAUUUUUUUUUCUGAAAUUUGAGAGAUAUGUUUGUUAAUGAAAUAUUCUUGCUUUGUACAAUGUUUAUGUAUAUUGAUUGAAUAUGUGUGUAAGCAAAAUGAAUUUUUUUUAAUAUAAUUCUUCCAGAGAUUAAA